Molecule: messenger RNA, 3079 nt
Organism: Monascus purpureus
Lineage: Eukaryota; Fungi; Ascomycota; Eurotiomycetes; Eurotiales; Aspergillaceae
Source: the annotation of a GenBank genome assembly
UUACUAAACUUGUACCGUUUCCGACGCUCUCCCAGCAUUCCAUCGGGAUCCCGAGGCCAAGCUCAUCUCCCCAAGGCAGCAGGUAUUCCCCAUGUCGGGCCGGCGCCAUCGAUCGGCCGUGGCAUGCCAAUCCUGCCGUCGUCGCAAGGUACGGUGCAGUCUCACUGUCACCGGAGUUCCCUGCAUUGGCUGUGCGCAGGAUCGGGUUGAGUGCGUUGUCGAUGCCAGGGCAAAACUGCAAAGACGCGUGCCGAUGAGAUGUCUCUCCUCGUUGAAUAAUGUCUCCCCUCGCGAGGGAUCCUGGCCACCCCGCCCGUCCUCGUCCUCGUUCCAUAAUGGCUCCAGCAACAGUCAGGCAAUACGAAUUCCAAGCCCCCGUCCCCGUGUUCUUCACGAUGAGGGCACUCCGGCGGAUAGAGAAAGGCAUGGCGAGCAGGACACUAUCCAGGAUGAAGAGCGCAAUGGCAUUGAAAUAGCAGCGGCUAUCCUGGGGAAGCCAGAGCGUGCUGGACAGGUUCCCUUUUACACAAGCGACCAGAUUGGACUCACGUCAGCCUUGAACAUUUGUUCUCCAGAGCGUACUCUACCCAGACACUUCUUGAUCCCGUCAUACAUUUCCACUUCUCUCUCCGACGACGAUCGAGAGUAUCUUGACCGAAAGGGUGUUUUCACGCUUCCCGGAAAUGAAGCCUGUGCCAGUCUUCUGCGUGCUUAUUUCUACCAUGUGCACCCGAUCAUGCCCGUGGUGGAGGUCGACCACUUCCUGAACAAUUUCCACGCUGGCCGUCUUCAGGAGCAGAAUAUAUUACUCGUGUGGUGUGUUUUUUUUGCUGCCGUAAAUUUUAUUCCAGUCAGUAUCUGCCAACAUGAAGGCUAUGAAUGCCGCAAGGCGAUGAAAACUGCGAUGUAUUCUCGCGCAAAAUGCAUGUACAAUAAUGGCGGGGAGAGGGAUAAGAUUGUCCUCCUGCAAUCAUCUCUGCUGCUAGGGUUUUGGCAUUCUGGUAUGGACGAACACAUUGAGCCGUGGUACUGGACAGGCAUAGCAGUUAGUCUUUGCCAAGCGCUGGGAUUACAUUGUGACCCAGACUCGACCAGAUACAAUGCUUCCAUCACCGACCGACAGCGACAUCUCUGGCGGCGCCUUUGGUGGAGCUGCUUCUUCCGGGAUAGGUGGCUUGGACUCACGUUGGGACGACCAGUCCGCAUCAAUCUCAAUGACUGCGACAUGCCGAUGCCCUCUGCCGCUGACCUACUCAGCAGUGUCGAUGGCCUUUCACAGGAGAUCGUCGAUGCGUUCUUACCAGGCGAUUUGCAACAGAUGGCACAGUAUUGGGUCUUGUUGAUCAAAAUGAGCAAAGUGCUGGGCGAUGUUCUAGCUUUGAAUUACCGGGCUUUUCGACCUAGGCCUUUGCUCGAACAGGUAGAGGCCCUGGAGUCCGAGAUUAUGCAAUGUCGACCUCCUGACAAAUAUGAGCUUGGUCUCAGUCGUCCGGCGAUUUUCUACCAGUAUCACCUGCAGUUACAUUACCAGGCGCUUUUGAUCACAUUCUAUCGCCCCUACGGAGCUGAAGUGCCUGAUGGUCUUCAUUCUGCCUACCACGAGGAAUGGCAGCACCGGAUGCGACUCCACGCCGAUGCUGCAGCCUCGAGAACGAACGAUAUCGUCGAAGCAUUGGCGCAGGAGAAUCUGCUUAAUUUCGCCGGUCCUAUGACACCUCCCCUCCUGGUCCCUGCGAUGCAGACACACCUCCUCAACUGUAAAUCGGCAAGUCCUUUAUCCCGACGCCUCAGACUCAGCAAACUGAACAUGUGCAUGAUGGUCAUGGAGGAAUUCCAGAAAGUCUAUUCGGCAGCUUCUAUAUUACGUGGAAUUUUCACCAAGGCCAUUCAGCAUUUGUGUCCGGAGGAUGCUGUCAAUGCUACGACCAGUACUGUUGAUUCUACUUCUUCUGCUACUAGCAGUAGCAAAACUGGUACAUCGAAAGCUGUGUGUACUGCCGAUGUUACUACGACAGAGACAUCGGCGCCGGGAAAUAGAAUUUCGCCUGUGACGCUCCCUCUCGAAGGGAAUUUGGAUGUUUCUGGGAUUAUUUCGAAUGAUAGUAUCGUCGAUGUACUUAUGGACGAGGCUUCUAUUUUCAAUUUCUGGGGGACGCUGGGGCCCAUGAAUUAGAUGUAAAUAAAUGGAAAUUCGAUAUUGUCCAGCCGAUCUAUAAACGGUGAAAACAAGUCUAUAUACAUGCUACAAUAGACACUGUGACCACUUCACAACACGGCUAUCCCCGUGAAAGCCCGCGAAUCUUCAGUGUACAACUUCUUUCCUUGCUUCCCGUCGCGGUCACACUGGUAGAUAUUCCCACCCAGAUCAGUCAUAUAGACACGACCAUCGCGCGGAUCCAGCGCUAACCCAAUCGCCUCAUUGAGAUUCCGGAAAAUAACCUCAUGCUGCUUCUGCUGCAACGGUGGCUGCACGACAAGACCAGAUGACAAGUCCAACCUAGCUCUAUUCAACGAGUUACCGAACGGUAACUCACCCCGAUCAGUCCAGUACAAUAGGCCACCCUCCGCGUCGAUCUCGAGAUCAAUCGGCUCCGGCAGUCCGCUCAGUACACAUUGGAUGUCGUCUCGCGUUGUUGCGGACUGGCCGGGCGGCAUGGCGAUGUUAGCGCAGAAGAUACGUCCCCGAUUACUCUUCGAGUAACCCUUUUGUGUCCAGUAGAAUUUUCCUAGCUUGGGUAGGACGGCGAUCCCGACGCACCACUGCAUGGUGUCUGGAUGGUCUCCGUUCGAGAUAAGGGUUUCCAGAUCAGAUCCGUCGAGGUUGCAGCGGUAAACGCGCAUGCCUUCACGGUCGCUGAAGUAGAGUUUUCUUGCGGAUCGGUCGAGGGUUAUUUGUUUCGGGGUGUUCACGCUUCCUGGGGACAGGACGGUUUGGAUGUCCGUUCCGUCUAGGUUGGAGGAAUAUACGGCUCCAUCCUGCUUCCCUGGGACGCCCAUGCAGGUCCAGAACAUGCGGCGGGUGACUGAAUCCACGACCAGACCGUCUGGGAGGGCUUGGUUGCGGAUUAGGACACGGUGA